AUGUACACAGUGCCACCACAAUACCACGGGUAUGGGGACCCAAACCCAUCGCCACACCUAGCCAAUGCCGACCAACUGAUGGACAAUGUGUUUGUGGGUGCUCCUCAGCCGAAGGGUAUGCAAAAGGUGCUCAAAAGGGUGAACAAGACUGUGCAUAAGAUGGGCAAGCGAGAUCCAGGCUCAGGGACGGACGACUCGGACUUUGAGUAUCAGCACGUGGAGGAUGACCAUGAGGUAAAGAGGGCCGAGCGAGGCAAAAAGACUAGGGCCAAAAGCAAUUCCAAGAAACCGGCCUCUUCUCUGGGAAUCGGGGAUCUCUUACCUACUGAAGAAAACAACGCUUCCCCUGAAAAGUCGCCCAAUAAGAAGAUUACGAAGACGAAAAAGAAGAAGAGCAGCUCGCGCAAAUUUCAGUCCGAUCCUCUCAUGUACCAACACGACUCGUUGGCUGUCGACGAAGAAGACCCAGCAUCUCGACCACCCCUACCACCUCCCCACAAUCCUUACAUGCUGUAUCCGACACAUGUUCCUUUUGGUUCUCACCAAACCCCCUAUGAUUAUUACUUCAUGCAGCGUGAGAUGCAACGACAGAAUGCGGACUACUGGAGAGACUUCCAGUUAACCCAGGCUCAUCAGCAACCCCAACAGCAGCGUAGAAAGAAGGACAAUAACUUCGCCUACAUUUCACCCGGAGACAAUGCCUAUUAUACCAGUCCGGAAGAACACCAACGCAAGCAGUACGAGAAGAUGAUGGGACAGCAACGCCAGCCGGGAAGCUGGGAUGGAAUAAUAGACCCUACUCAGGACCAGGAGUUCGGGUUCCGGUCCAACUACAACCCGUGGUUUGGAGCACCCAUGGGGCAUGCUUUGGGGGGAGUGCCCAUGCAACAUCCAGAACCUCCUAGAAAUGAUCCUAGUGAACGAGAAAGAGGUUUAGAGGAAGAGACAUCUACCCAGGUAACUGUUGAAACAGGCUACACAGAAAUAACUGGCUCUAGUGGCUCUGGGUCGGGUACUGGCUCAUCUGACUCGGCGGGGUCUGAACAUCGUUCAGCUACUUCUCAGGCAACCAAAAGAAACUUGUUUCCCAACUUUGGAGCCUUCAUUCCCCCGCCAAGUCAUGAUGAAAAGGUCUCUCGAUUCUCAGCCAAGAACAUCUUUGGUAAACGUACCGUCAGUGGGUCUCGAGAAUCGUUGGCGUCAAGGGGAGAUACCGAGUCGUCUGUGUCCCGUGACUCUGGUUCACACGACUCUGGUUCACGAGUGUCGGCCUCAUCCUCCCGCCAUCCACUCCCUGUCCCUUCUUCUCCAGGAAGUUAUGUUUCGUCCACAACCUCCUUUUCUCUCAAUGAUGACCCGAUCCGCCCUCAGAGCAGUGUUUCUCAACGAGGAAUGAUGAUGCCCCCAAUGCAACGAGGCAACACUCCUUACAAUAUUGGAGGUGAGUAUGCCAUGCCUGAAAUUCCUCUUCCUCCUCACACUGAGUCUACAGUUUCAGCUUCCGAGGAGCAUUCUCGGGCACUUUACAAUGUUUGGACUGGUCUGACCUCCACUGUCAAGGAUUGGGUCAGCUCUUAUGAUCAGAACAGCAACCUCAAAUCUGAGGUUGUUGCUGACAACUUCUUUUCCCAAGUGUACAAGAAUGCCUUUGGACAGUCAGUGGAUGUUGCGGGUAGCUACUCUGAUACAUCAUCCUCUUUCGUCCCGCAAGAGAUUCCUCUGCCUGAAGAUCCCUCAGACGACGAGUUUGAUGCACGAUCCAUGAUGGAGGAAGAUACCGUAGUUGGCGAGAUUCCAGCAGGAGGAGCCGGAGCCGGCCCUGUCAUCUACGAGGAGGAUAUCGAAAAUCCGAACAAGAAGCGGCUGAGGAAGACCAUGAAGUUCUUGCUUCGAAAGAAAGACAAAAAUGGCAUGCCUGUUGUCGUUGAGGCACCCGAUGGGGGCUCUAUUGAUGAGCAAGGUGUCCCCGUUGGUGCCGUUCUCAAGUUUCGACGGUCGCCUUUGACAAAGAUGAAGCGUUCCAUUAGUGGAUCCAGCACUCGACCUGAGUCUAGUGGCUCGACACAUGCUUCGUUGAUCGAUCUUCCUCCUCCAGGCUCUGCAGGAUCAGUCUCCUCUGUUCCUCCACCUCCAGAUUCCUCCAAGGUGCAGAAAUUCAUGUUCCAACUAGCAGUCUUGGCCGAACGCCUGCAGCCCCAUUUAGAGCAGUUGGGUUCUCUGGUUCGCUCGCACCCCGUAGGAGCUACGUUCAUGUAUCCUAUGGAUGCUGCAGUUGCUAUUCAUCCCAAGCUCAAGUUCGUGGCUCUUGGCCUGGAAGUCGUGAUUUUGCUGUGCGUACUGUACGUUGUUGCCAGCGUAGUCUCGUCCAUUCUGACCGUUUUGCGAUUCCUUUUUGCACCUCUUAUCUGGAUACUCGGUAUUGGCGCCAAAAAGAAGAAGUAG
Yarrowia lipolytica CLIB122 is the source of this 2442-nucleotide messenger RNA. RefSeq lists its product as uncharacterized. NCBI's taxonomy places the organism in Eukaryota, Fungi, Ascomycota, Dipodascomycetes, Dipodascales. The record is from RefSeq and is a predicted model, not a curated record.